This is a messenger RNA of Thamnophis elegans (Western terrestrial garter snake), 1982 nucleotides long. It is a transcript of the gene FITM1, whose product is annotated as fat storage inducing transmembrane protein 1. Bases 1055 to 1918 code for a protein of 287 amino acids. NCBI's taxonomy places the organism in Eukaryota, Metazoa, Chordata, Lepidosauria, Squamata, Natricidae. The record is from RefSeq and is a predicted model, not a curated record. Gene Ontology annotation, biological process: lipid droplet organization; lipid storage; phospholipid biosynthetic process. The transcript is spliced from 2 exons. Gene Ontology annotation, cellular component: endoplasmic reticulum membrane.
ACUCUGUAAACCGCUUAGGGAGGGCUGAAAGCCCUAUGAAGCGGUAUAUAAGUCUAACUGCUAUUGCUAAAGACCGUUAGAAAGACCAGCUGGGUGGUGUGUAUAGUCUGAAAACAGUCUGGAAAACGUCCACGAAGACCAGCUGGCGGGAAACCAGAAGAGCAGCUGGCGACGGCGUGCCACCUCUGGCACACAUGCCACAAGUUCGCUAUCACGGGACUAGAAGCAGCAUUUGAAAUGUGGAUUGACGGGCGGCUGUUCUACAUAUAAGCCGGAACAACAUCGGAAAGGAGGAGGUGGCAAAGCCAAGGGAACUCAAAACCAUAAAACGAAAGUUUAGAAUAUUUCGGAGCAGGCGAUGCGACACCCGGGAAAAAUACGCCAUCCUUCACUUAAUCCUCCAAGGGAAAAUCGAAGGCAGACGAGGUCCAGGCAGAAGAAGAACAUCGCGCUUUCAAAAUUUAAGGCAUCGGGUUUAGACGAAACGCAACCGCGCAUUUGUCACGCGGUUGUUGAUAAAAAUUGGAUCGACGACGGGCAUGGUGCAAGACGAGGCAGCUCGGGACAGCGGGUUGGACUAGAUGACCUACAAGGCCCCCUUCCAACUCUCUUCUGAUGGGUUUGAGUCUCAACUUCCAACCUCUUAGAAUUUGGCCAGUGGGGGGAAAAAGAGAAAGAAGGAAAGGAGUGGAGGGAUAGAAGGAGAUAAGAAAGCAAGGAAAGAUCUCUUAGGGCCUUUAUAGAAGCAGGUCCCACAGAGUUCAAGCGAGGAGCAAAACUUUUUUCUUCUUUUGAGAUCCUUGCCAACCAAUCCUUGAUUUCCCCCCGCCGAAGGCUGCAAGGGACAGCCGGUCUCCUAAUCCAUUGUGCCCUUCUGUCCUUCACUUCGGCUGGGCGACAUGCCCGCAGCUGUCGCCGGGCGUCAUUUUAAACACCAUGGGUUCUCCCCACCCCCUCUCCCGUCGACUCUUUUCUCCUUCGGUUCCUCGCCCACUUGCCAACCGGGGCAUCUCUGCCAGUUCCUUCAGGUGGGGCGAUCCGAGGAAGGGAGGGGAUGGCAGAAGGACGGGCCCCUAAAAGGCCCUUCUCGCUGCUGGCCACGGGCGCCGGGUGGGCCAAAUCCCUGGGCCAGGCGCUGGUGGUUUUCUGGAGCAAUCAAUACGCUUGGCUACUCGGGGUGCCAGGCCUCCGUCGUGCUUACCACCUGUGGCUGGCGUCGGUGGUCAUUUUUGGGCCCCUGCUUCAGUUUUACGUCAACCCCCGGGCCAUCUUUGCCAAUCAUCACAACUUCUUUAACAUAAAAUUUGUCCGAUCUGCCUGGGGUUGGACCUGCAUUUUCCUCGGCGGAUUCAUCCUUCCGGUGGUUUACCUGUCCACGCACCAGAUCCUGCUCACUUUACGUCACCUGGCCCGCUUGGCGGUGGGCGCCAGCCUCUGGCUCGGCGCCACCGAAGCCUUCCUCCUGAUUGAGAACCUGACUGGCUACUGCUUCGACCCCGUGCCGGAAGGGAUCCUGGUGAACGGCCUGGCGGACAAAUGGACGUGCCUUCACAAAGGCCACAAGUGGCACGGCUACGAUGUCUCGGACCACACUUUCCUGCUGACCUUCUGCUGCCUGCUGAUGGUGGAGGAGACGGCCAUCUUCCGGCGCUACCUGGCCCAGGGCCACCCGGCCGGGGUGCCGCUACGCCUCAUUUUCCUGCUUAACGUCCUCCUCCUCCUGCUCUGGAACUUCCUGCUGGCGUGUACGGUGGUGUACCUGUACGACUACAGCCACAAAGUCGUAGGGGCCGCCAUCGCCACGCUGUGUUGGUUCCUGACCUACCGGUGCUGGUACCGCUGCCCGUGUUCGCCGGGGAGACCCGGAGCCGGCCUGUUUCUCCGGGGAGCCACGAAAGAGGCCACGCGGCAGAACUGAGCAUCUGCCCAAAAGUCGAGGCGCUCCAUCAGUUGCCCCAAAUAAAGAAAGGACUCUUUCCAAA